AGGCAGAGACAGAAAGGAGGAGGAGCUCGUUCACUCAUUGCGUCAUUUAUUAGUCUCAAGAACAGGUUUAUUGUCCACUGGGGGAAUCACUGCUACGUUGUGUAUAUAUGUAAGUGUGUGUGUGUUUGACUUGACUUUCCAGAGGAAAAGAGAAAGAGGAGAGUGUCUUGCAGCAUCUCUUCAACUCCUAAACCAACAUGUCUCAACCAGGCCACGAUGAUGAAGACGUGCAGCGUCCCGAGGUGAGACAAGAGGACCUGACCGAAGCAAAGACCAAGUUGGGCUCAAGUGGGCCAGCGAAGAGCAAGACGUUUCAAGUGAUGGAGGAGUGCGAGAAAAUGGGUAAAACUGCUCCGUCUGUGUUCAGUGGAGGGAGGUCAGGAGCGGAGACCGUUUUGAACACACGCUCGGGUCGACCAGUCAGGAAGUAGCAGGUCAGGGAGUGCCUGACCGUGAUUGGAAAACACCUGUUCCGUGUUAAGGGUUUAUUAGCAGUUGUUUUCCAGCUGUACUUCAAGCCAUGAAUAAUCUUGUUUAAAGCCUUUUUAGAAGCUUUGUGCUCUUUGUAAAAAUCACACUUGUUUUUGCACUGUACUCUAUUAAACAGUAAACCACU
Molecule: messenger RNA, 616 nt
Organism: Chelmon rostratus (copperband butterflyfish)
Lineage: Eukaryota; Metazoa; Chordata; Actinopteri; Chaetodontiformes; Chaetodontidae
Gene: mustn1a
Product: musculoskeletal, embryonic nuclear protein 1a
Exons: 3
Coding region: 198-431 (77 amino acids)
Biological process (GO): chondrocyte proliferation; tissue regeneration; chondrocyte differentiation
Cellular component (GO): nucleus
Source: RefSeq, a predicted model, not a curated record